Messenger RNA from Ceutorhynchus assimilis (cabbage seed weevil), 1698 nucleotides. Lineage: Eukaryota; Metazoa; Arthropoda; Insecta; Coleoptera; Curculionidae. The record is from the annotation of a GenBank genome assembly.
GUUUUGUUGACGUUGUUGUGUUUUGGUUUUGUGUUUGUAUUUAGAAUGUGAAUUUCUAUUCCUGUAUUGUGAAUUGUGAUUGUGUAUUUUUAUUUUCAUGGAUUCAAUAUUAUACAAUUGUGAGUAACAAUAAACUAUCUUCACAUUUAUGCAGUUUUCGUCCAAUAAAACCAACAGCAGCUUUUCCAGUGAAUGUUUAAACAAGAGAUUACAGCAAUACUCCAGUAAGUCCAGUACCUGCUUGGUGUCGCUAGCCCCAUUAUCAAAUAUUUUUCAUAAAAUCUCAAACAACAUGUACUUUUCCUUCUGGUGGGUCUUCACCUAUUACCUAAGGCCCAUCAUUAAAUGGUUUCUACGUAAAACAACGGGCCUGUGUGAACUUCAAAGGAUUUGCUAUGGUGAAGUUAGUGGAGCUCCUAGGGUCAAAGCAGUGGAGCAGUCUCUAAAUUCAUCUAGAUCCAAGCAGAUUCGACAAUUGAUUGAUCAUUUGAAUGAUAUUGCUGAAAAUAGACGAUUUACUGGGGCUAAUGAAAGGGAAAUAUUAAAAGGGGCAGUAAGUACAGUUCUAAUAGUCAAAAAAAUAAACCCAAAAAUCCACUAUCAAUUUGUAAUUGCGUUUGGAAAAUGCGUAGAACAAAUUUGGGGCUACAAGCAGCUACUGGCAGAGGUAGAACAGUUGAGACAGGCACAAUUUGAUAGCGACGAUUUGAAUCAUGAAAGAAAAUUAUACGAGUUAUGGGAAAAUUUGAUGCCUAACGAAAAAUUAGAAGGGCGUAUAACAAGACAAUGGCAAGAUAUAGGAUUUCAAGGUGAAGAUCCGAAAACUGACUUUCGUGGAAUGGGUAUGCUAGGCCUAGAAAACCUCCUAUUUUUCGCUACGGAAUACAAGGCCCCUGCUCAACAUGUUCUAUCCCACUCGAUGCACCCCACCUAUGGCUACUGUUUUGCUAUCGUAGGCAUUAACCUUACUUCAAUGGCUUUAUCUUUAUUACGUGAUGGUAGUGCAAAAACUUAUCUUUAUAAUGCCUCGAGAAGUUUACCUACAAUAAGACUAUUUCAUUAUUUUUACAGUUUUUUGUUCUACGAGUUUGAUAGGUUCUGGAUGGAGUGUAAACCAAAAGAUAUUAUGGAGUUUUCCAGUGUGAGAGAUAAGUUUGAGAAAAAUUUACGGAAUAGUUUGCUCAAUUCUAGGAUGGAGUUUAGGAUUGCCUUGAAUGUGGAAAAUGUUUAGGAAACUAUUUUGAGCACUAUGGCACAAAAUAGCUCAAUUUAUGUGUUAUAAUCAAUGAUACCUACUGCCUUCACACUAGCAAAUAGCUUUAAGUUAGGAAUAGCUUUCUCAGGGUUAAUAUUUUAUGUGUACUUUUAUCAAUAGGUGCAGAAAUGUUGAAUCCUACUGUGUUUAUUUAUUUAUUUAUUUAUUCCAAAGCUAAGCAAUGACAGAAAUUUUUGUGUUGAAAAAUUAGUGACACUGCCCUUACACUAGUAAAUGGCUUUGAGCCUCAGUGUAGCUUUCUGAGCUUUUCAUGUUCUUUUUUAUUACAUUAUAUUGUAGACGCAAAAUAUGAUCUGCACCACCCAGUGUUUAUGUUUAAUAAAUGUUUAACCUAUUUUAUGUUCAUUGUAAAUUUAAAGUACUUAUUAGUAGAAUAUGUUUGUAAUUUGAAUUUUAAUUAAUAAAAAAUUUUCAACUGGCAA